UGGAAAAGUGAAACGUGUAGAAAAAAAAGGCGGUGGUAUUUUAGUGAGGGCCAUUGCUUGGUGUGUGUUCCUCGCGGAUCGUUUUACACGUGUACAUACAACGCAAAAUGAAUAUCAUCCUCAAACUCCCCCCUUUUCUUGUUUCUAUGUUGCAACAUCGAGUGCUGGAAGGCGUCGGAAUCUUCGUCAUUCCAGCGCUAGUUGUCGGCGGAUCGUGUGCAGUCAAAACCAACAGCUCAUUUUAUAUAGCCGAAAAAUUCUCACCAAUCACCAGAAAUAUCUGUUGACUAAGUGCAUUGAGAUAUAGAAAACGUUCCAGGUUGCCGGUUCAAAGAGGCUUAGUUCACGUUUAUCAAUUUAGCCAUCCGCACGCGGAAAUGUCGUCAUCCAGCCGAUCAACAAUCACAGGCAGUCGGCGACCGAACGCGGCUCGUGAGAGAAGUCGCGUCCAGAGCUUACGUGACGCUUUCCAAUCUUUGCAGUCGGCACUGCCGGCCGUGCCGCCCAGUACCAAACUUUCCAAGCUGGACGUCUUACUGAUGGCCAGCGCGUACAUCGCCCAUCUCGGCCGAUUGGUCCAAGAGGACAACGACGAACAACAGACUCAUUUGCAAGCCAAUAAUUCUACGAACCAGAAUAACGUCACUUUUCAUCCGGUCAAGAAGUGGCCAAUGAGAGCUCGACUCUACGCUGGACUGAAUUAUUCCGGUUCUCAUCGGCCCUCUGACCAGACGAAGGUCUACCGUCAUCAUCAUUCAGGGGAUAACUGAAUAGGUUGCUAACCACAUUACAGCCGUGCUGGGCGCGUUCUGCCGCAAAGGCGAAAGCUUUUAACUUCUUUGUCCGUGAAUUAAAUCACAGAUAUCUUUGACGUGUCUGAUAAUAUCCGUUGGCGUUUCUUUUGUUCUCUCUCUCUAUGUACCCCUUUCUCUCUUUAUGUAAACAAAAAAAAAUAAAUAAAAAUGCUGAAAAACUGG
Molecule: messenger RNA, 977 nt
Organism: Daphnia magna
Lineage: Eukaryota; Metazoa; Arthropoda; Branchiopoda; Diplostraca; Daphniidae
Product: transcription factor 24
Exons: 4
Coding region: 378-770 (130 amino acids)
Biological process (GO): developmental process; regulation of transcription by RNA polymerase II
Molecular function (GO): RNA polymerase II transcription regulatory region sequence-specific DNA binding; DNA-binding transcription factor activity, RNA polymerase II-specific; protein dimerization activity
Source: RefSeq, a predicted model, not a curated record